AUGCUAGAUCGUUGUUGGAGGCGAUCAGGAAAGCUCCUAUAUCGCCCCAAUCAGCGAGCAUCCUGUUGUCCUCAUUACACCAUUCGUCUAGAUUCGGACCAAUUUUACCCAACAAGGGGUCAGCGCCAAACCGUUAAUCGCUUCAACAAAUAUGUUUUCGGCGAGGCUUAUGCUAAGCAAGCCGCUCGUCUGUAUCCAAGAUCACGCGAAGAGACCAAAAAGCGUGAUAAUGAGUUUUGCCUAACAGAGCGUAUACACGAGGCUGAGCUAAGUCGAGUCAAGAUACCGCCUGAGCCAGCACACAAGUGGGUAGUUACCCUUGAAGAAGACACUUUUACUGAGGAAAAGUAUCUCGUUUAUGAUAACUACCAGAGAGUUGUCCAUGGAGAUGAACCCGGUGAAAGGACGAGGCACUCGUUUGAACGUUUUCUCUGCAAUUCGCCCCUGCAGCGUCAGGUCAUGGUUGGGCCUGAUGGACGGCAACGCCGCUUAGGUUCCUACCACCAAUGCUAUCGCCUAGACGGCGUCCUAGUGGCUGUUGGUGUACUUGACCUGUUGCCGCAAUGCGUCAGCUCUGUUUACUUCCUUUACCAUGAAAGCGUUCAUGCAUUUGCUCCUGGGAAACUAGGUGCCCUUUAUGAAAUAGCUCUCGCCGUUGAGGAGGGCUACCGAUGGUGGUAUCCUGGAUUCUACAUUCACAGCUGCCCCAAAAUGAAAUACAAAAUCGACUACGGCCCUCAGUAUAUUCUCGAUCCGGAUAACUUGGACUGGAGGCCUCUCGACAAGGCUGUUCUGGAUAUUCUUGGCAGGGACACUUAUACAAGUUUCUCGGCAGUCUUGGGGGGAAACGGUUCUAAUAGUACAUCUGAGAUGCGCUCUGCAGUCUCCACAGGCAUACCCUCCAGUGGAGCUUCCGAGACGCCCAUGUCUUUGGAUGAGAGCCCACAGAGCCCGGAGGAUGCCAACUCGGACGAAGAGGACGACGAGCAGGUCGACGAAGUGUACGACUCUUUGUUCCGAUCCAAAAUGCCAGGCAUCCCUUCUGUCGCCACCAUGGAAAGUUUAGACCUGGACCACAUUAUUCUCAGAAUCUUUCCCACAGGCCCGUUGUUUGAGACAUCGGAUCUAGUUGGCUGGAGGCACAGCAAUAUCAGACAGCCGUCGGGCAUCAGGCACAGUAUUGCACAGCUGAUUGCAGCAUUAGGACCUGACUUGAUGGGUGACAUAUGUCUAGAUCUAGUGCGCCGGCAACUCUAG
Trichoderma aggressivum f. europaeum is the source of this 1257-nucleotide messenger RNA. RefSeq lists its product as uncharacterized. Gene Ontology annotation, molecular function: arginyl-tRNA--protein transferase activity. The record is from RefSeq and is a predicted model, not a curated record. Bases 1 to 1257 code for a protein of 418 amino acids. The transcript has a single exon. NCBI's taxonomy places the organism in Eukaryota, Fungi, Ascomycota, Sordariomycetes, Hypocreales, Hypocreaceae. Gene Ontology annotation, cellular component: cytoplasm. Gene Ontology annotation, biological process: protein arginylation.